Molecule: messenger RNA, 1794 nt
Organism: Pestalotiopsis fici W106-1
Lineage: Eukaryota; Fungi; Ascomycota; Sordariomycetes; Amphisphaeriales; Sporocadaceae
Exons: 1
Coding region: 1-1794 (597 amino acids)
Biological process (GO): oligosaccharide catabolic process
Molecular function (GO): alpha-amylase activity
Source: RefSeq, a predicted model, not a curated record
AUGGCGACCGAGGCUUACAAGAACUCAUCCUUCUCAAGUCCACAAUGGUGGAAAGAGGCCGUCGUCUACCAAAUAUACCCUUCUUCAUUCCAGUCGCACCCGGGCAACAAGUCAGGAUGGGGCAGCGUCAAGGGCAUCACCUCGCGGCUGGACUAUCUCAAAGAUCUGGGCGUCAAUGUCGUCUGGUCCAGUCCCAUCUUCAAGUCUCCUCAAGCCGACAUGGGAUACGACAUUGCCGACUACAAGAUGAUUGACCCCUGCUACGGCACGCUCGAGGACGUGGACGUGUUGAUUGCCGAGCUCAAGAAGCGCGACAUGAAGUUGAUGAUGGACCUCGUGGUCAACCACACGUCCAACGAGCACGCCUGGUUCCUCGAGUCGCGCAGCAGCAAGGAAAACCCCAAGCGUGACUGGUACAUUUGGCGCAAGCCCAAGAGCGUCGGCGCCGACGGCAAGCCCGAGCCGCCCAACAACUGGGCCCAGAUCCUCGGCGAGGCCAACUCUGCCUGGACGUACGACGAGGUCACGGGAGAGUAUUACCUCAGUCUUUUCACGCCCGAGCAGCCCGAUCUGAACUGGGAGAAUCCAGAGGUCCGCGCCGCAGUGUGGGACGUGAUGCACUUUUGGCUCAAGAGGGGCGCCGCUGGUUUCCGCAUGGAUGUCAUUAACCUGAUCUCCAAGGUCCCCGGAUACCCUGAUGCCGAGGUCGUGCUGAGCAAGGGACACAAGUAUCAGCCAGCUUGGAAAUACUACGUCAACGGACCCAAACUGCACGACUACCUGCAAGAGAUGCACCGAGAGGUCCUCAGCAAGUAUGACACCAUUACAGUGGGAGAGAUGCCAGGCGUAAGCGACGAAAAGGAGGUGUUGCGCACCGUCGGUGCCAAGGCAGGAGAACUGCGCAUGAUUUUCAUCUUUGACGUUGUGGACAUUGACAAGCCCAACGUACGCAUGGCCUUGAAGCCGUGGGAUGUCAAGGAGUUCAAAUCAAUCAUCUCGAGGUGGCAAAGAGUCAUGAUUGAGCUGGACGGAUGGGACUCUGUCUUUAUCGAGAACCACGACAACCCCCGCUCGGUAUCGCGCUACGCCGACGAUAGCGACGAGUAUCGUCACCUAGGCGCAAAGCUGAUUGCCCUCAUGCAAACGACCCUGGGCGGUACCCUGUUUGUCUAUCAAGGCGAGGAGAUUGGUAUGCGCAACAUUCCCAAGGACUGGGACGUUGAGGAAUACAAGGACAUUGAGACGAUCAACUACUGGAAGAAGAUGAAGGAACUGUACGCCGACGACGAAGAGCAGCUCAACCACGGCAAGACGGUCAUUCACAUGAAGGCAAGAGACCACGCGCGGACGCCGAUGCAGUGGGACGCCUCGGCCAAUGCCGGCUUUUGCGAUGCCGACGUCAAGCCCUGGAUGCGCGUCAUGGACGACUACCCGACCAUCAACGCGGCAGCGCAGACAAAGGCCAGCGACGACGACAACCUGAGCGUUUGGCAGUUUUGGCAGCGCGGUCUCAAGGACCGCAAGGAGCACGCCGACGUCUUUGUCUAUGGAGAUUUCCAAGAGUUGAGCCACGAGCACCCCCAGGUCUUUGCCUACACGCGGACGAGCGUUCAGGGCGAGAAAUGGCUGGUUGUGCUCAACUAUUCGGGCAAGCAGGUUGAGUGGUACUUUCCUGAAGAUCUCAAGGUCGACUUUUGGGCUGCCAGCAAUUAUACCAAGGGUCGCAUCGGCAAGCCACAGACGGCCAUGGUGCCUUUGAAGCCAUGGGAAGGUAUUCUUGGAAAGUGCAUUUAG